GACGCAGGCGGAACUGGGGAGGAGAGAGAGGGAGCAAACGAUUACCACGUGACGUUCGCGAUCAGGUGGUUGGGCCUGCCUCCGCGCAGGAGCUGUGAUUGGCUGACUCUAAUAAGAACGACGCCACUAGGGGCGGGCCGAAGAGGGGCGCAAGCGCACUGCGUUGCGAGUCUCGGGACCCCUCUCGGAGAGACUAUGGCGCUCAACAAGAAUCACUCGGAGGGUGGCGGAGUGAUCGUCAACAACACCGAGAGCAUCCUGAUGUCCUAUGAUCAUGUGGAACUUACAUUCAAUGACAUGAAGAACGUGCCAGAGGCCUUCAAAGGGACCAAGAAAGGCACCGUCUACCUUACCCCGUACCGGGUCAUCUUUCUGUCCAAGGGGAAGGAUGCCAUGCAGUCCUUCAUGAUGCCAUUUUAUCUGAUGAAGGACUGUGAGAUUAAGCAGCCUGUGUUCGGUGCAAACUACAUCAAGGGAACAGUGAAGGCUGAAGCAGGAGGUGGCUGGGAAGGCGCUGCUUCCUACAAGUUGACCUUCACAGCAGGGGGCGCCAUUGAGUUUGGACAACGGAUGCUCCAGGUGGCAUCUCAAGCCUCCAGAGGUGAAGCCCCCAAUGGAGCCUAUGGCUACUCUUACAUGCCCAGCGGGGCCUAUGUCUUUCCCCCACCAGUCGCCAAUGGAAUGUACCCCUGCCCUCCUGGCUACCCCUAUCCACCGCCCCCACCCGAGUUCUAUCCAGGACCUCCCAUGAUGGACGGGGCCAUGGGCUACGUGCAGCCCCCGCCACCGCCCUAUCCUGGGCCCAUGGAGCCUCCAGUCAGUGGUCCGGAUGUCCCCUCCACUCCCGCAGGUGAGCCGAAGCCAAGGCCGCGGAAGCAGCUGCCAGCGCCUAUUACAACCCGGGCAACCCACACAAUGUCUACAUGCCCACGAACCAGCCUCCGCCACCUCCCUACUAUCCCCCGGAAGAUAAGAAGACCCAGUAGACCCCCUCCUCCUCCCUCCCUCCUGCCCUCACGCUCCUUCCUACCCCUCCCCUUGGGCUGUGGCUGCGGCUGGGGGAGGUGAGGGAAGGCCUUGUUCUUCCUCCAGGUCUGACCAUAAACAGUUACCAGGAACUAGCCUUGCAGGAUGGAGGGGCCCCCGGCCUCUGGAGAGGCGCUGCCCAACUUCCCACACCAGCUCGGAGCCCACAGCGCUGCUCAGCGCACGUCCCUCCCCAUCUCUGGGGCUCUCCUCAGGAACACGGGUGUCCCCUUGUUCCUGUUUCUCUCUUGUAGCUUCUCCCCACAAGGGACUCUCUGGCCACCUCCUCCACUGCGGUCCAGCUCCCUCAGUCUGGUAGCCACUCUACGCUCGGCCUCAUGAACCCAGCAGACCAGCCAGGUGUCUUCCCUGUGGGCCCCUGCCAGGCCUGUUCACAUUCCCUCUUCUGGUCAGUUCCUAGCGGCAGGAGGCCACUGUCCUGCAGGCUGUCAGCCCACAUUCCACUCAGCCAGGUUCCAUCCCCAGCCGAGCUCGCCCUCCCUGCCCUGGGUCGUGCUGUUGCCACUUGGAGUGACUGUGGGAGCUUUAACGUGAGCUUCCAGGGGUUGGGUGGCAUCGGGGCAAGGCCGCUGUGUCGGGGGAGGAAGCCCCCUCGCUUCUCUGCAAGUGUUUCUGGAGUUUGCUUUCCCUCUCCUCUGUCUUGCUUCUAGAAGGGGCUUCUCGACUGGAACUGGCGGAUGCAUGUCCGUCCCAUCGAUGCCGUCGGGGCUGCUGGGUGGACUGGGGGCGGGGCCCGUGACCCUGCGUGCUGACGUGACCUGCGCCAGCCCUUCAUCCUGCCUCCCCCUUUGAGCUUCGUGCCCCCUGGAUGCGCUAAACUUUGCUCUUGUUUGCUCCUGGACCGGCUGUGACGUGGGGAGGUGGUUAUUUAAAGAGAAUUCCCUAUUUAUUUGACAAAAAAAAUCCAGUUAAUAUAUUAAUGUGAAAUAAACGUUGUUUGCACCUUGAUUUGUUUGCUGAAAAUGUGAAAUAGUAAAAAUGAAGUAACUGGA
Messenger RNA from Carlito syrichta (Philippine tarsier), 2039 nucleotides. It is a transcript of the gene WBP2, whose product is annotated as WW domain binding protein 2. Gene Ontology annotation, biological process: positive regulation of DNA-templated transcription. Gene Ontology annotation, molecular function: transcription coactivator activity; chromatin DNA binding. The transcript has 8 exons. The record is from RefSeq and is a predicted model, not a curated record. The coding region runs from base 196 to 1068 and encodes 290 amino acids. NCBI's taxonomy places the organism in Eukaryota, Metazoa, Chordata, Mammalia, Primates, Tarsiidae. Gene Ontology annotation, cellular component: nucleus.